This is a messenger RNA of Otolemur garnettii (small-eared galago), 1528 nucleotides long. RefSeq names its product interleukin 7 (gene IL7). Gene Ontology annotation, biological process: immune response. Gene Ontology annotation, cellular component: extracellular region. Gene Ontology annotation, molecular function: interleukin-7 receptor binding; growth factor activity. NCBI's taxonomy places the organism in Eukaryota, Metazoa, Chordata, Mammalia, Primates, Galagidae. The record is from RefSeq and is a predicted model, not a curated record. The transcript is spliced from 5 exons. The coding region runs from base 13 to 813 and encodes 266 amino acids.
GUUGCGGUCAUCAUGACUACGCCCACCUCCCGCAGACCAUGUUCCAUGGUAAGCGCUCCUCUCGCGCGGCGCACAAGUUCGCGCGCCCGGCGCGCUGGGGCACUCCACUCCGGGACGCGCUACUGUCCCCUGCUCCAAGGCACAUCCGGGAAUAGCCCGGCCUUGCACUUUGGACCUGCAGAGAGUACGGGCUCUCCCACGGGCAGCCCCCAGCCGCGCCCGAGCCCUGUGGCCCGUAGCCACUUACACCUAUGGCUGCUGCGCCUAGCAGAUUGUGAGAAGUUGUCCCGAAGCCAGCCUUCCGUCCCCAGACCGAGCGCUUCAGCCCUGGUGUGGCGCGGCGGCGGCAGCCUACAGCCGGGUCUCAGAGUUUCUUUUAGGUAUAUUUUUGGAAUUCCUCCCUUGAUCCUUGCUCUGUUGCCAGUAGCAUCAUCUGAUUGUGACAUUGAAGGUCAAGAUGGCAGAGUAUAUGACAGCAUCUUACGGGUCAGCAUCGAUGAUUUAUUGGAAGGUACCUUUCUGUAUCGUGCUGCUCGCAAGUUGAAGCAAUUUCGUAAAAUGAAUAACACUGACAAUUUCGAUCACCACUUAUCAAUAGUUUCACAAGGCAUAUUAAAACUGUUGAACUGCACCAACAAGGUUAAAGGAAGAAAAUCACCUCCCCUGGGUGAAGCCCAACCCACGAAGAAUCUGGAAGAAAAUAAAUUUUUAAAGGAACAGAAAAGACAGAACGGCUUGUGUUUCCUAAAGGAACUAUUACAAAAGAUAAAAACUUGUUGGAAUAAAAUUUUGAGGGGCACCAGAGAACACUGAAAAAUAUGGAGUGGCGAUAUAGAAACAUACGAACUUUAGUUGUAUCCUCCAAGAAUCGCUCUGCUUAUGCAAUCUUUUGGAAUAGAAUGUCUUCUGGAAUUACUGCCUGCACCCUGGUAAAAAUGGAUUAGAGCAAUUCAGAAAGCCAUACUGUGUUACUAGAACAUGGAUGCAAACAGCCAUGGACGCUGCAGUCAAUAAGCUGCUUCAUACGUAUGCAGAUGUAUAUCAAUCGGUAUUCUGUGCUGAUUUCUGUAAGACAAUUCAUGUAAGGUAUCAGUUGCCAUAAUACUUUCCAAACCUGUUUAAAUAUUUCAGGAGAAGAUAUCAAGUCCUUCUGAUGAGGCAUGUAAAGGUCACAGGAUUCGAAAUUAACACUGUUUUAUUAUUAAAAUAACUUUAUGGCCCACUAGGAAUCAGGAUAGUAUAUGAAGAGUGUCAACUGUGGACAGUGCCCCUGAGAACAAGAGAGUCAUAUACCUUACGAACGAUAUCAAGAGAUGUAACUGAGCGUGAAUCUAUAACACAGUGCCUUCAAUAAAUGAUCUAAUAAAUGUUCUAAAAUGAAAAACAGGACAAUCAAAAACUAGAAAUGCACCUCGUCUAAGGGUACUAAACCUUAGUUCUGAGUUCUUUUUUUCAGUUGUGUAUAAUAAAACUUGUCUCAAUGAGUUUGCAGUUUGAGAUGUAUAUUUUUAAGAGAAUAAUAUAUGCC